Argentina anserina (silverweed cinquefoil) is the source of this 669-nucleotide messenger RNA. Its product is annotated as protein RALF-like 33. The transcript has a single exon. NCBI's taxonomy places the organism in Eukaryota, Viridiplantae, Streptophyta, Magnoliopsida, Rosales, Rosaceae. Gene Ontology annotation, cellular component: plasmodesma. The record is from RefSeq and is a predicted model, not a curated record. The coding region runs from base 168 to 497 and encodes 109 amino acids. Gene Ontology annotation, biological process: calcium-mediated signaling.
UGAAGAAGUAGAAGAAGAAGGAGAAACAAGCAUCAACAACAAAAUCAAAACCAGAAGAUCAACAAUAACACAGUUCAACAAGACAGAGAAGAAGCUCAAGCGACCAAAGCAUUGAACUUCAACUUCAAUCAAAGGCGUCAAAAAACCCAGAAGCAGCAAACAGAGCAAUGACCAAGUUACUGUACUCUGUAGCAAUCCUCCUGAUCUGGGCCACAGUUCUUCUCAUGGCUUCAACAUCCACCAUUGAAGCAAGUGAAGACUUCCCAUGGAUACCCACCACCGCUUCUGGCUUACUCUCCGGAGACGACGAGUUCGAGCUUGACUCGGAGAUCAACCGACGCAUCUUAGCCACCAGCAACUACAUCAGCUACGGUGCGCUGCAGAGGAACACUGUCCCCUGCUCCAGGCGCGGCGCUUCCUACUACAAUUGCAGGCCUGGGGCUCAGGCCAACCCCUAUAGCCGCGGCUGCAGCGCCAUCACAAGGUGCAGGAGUUAAGCUUCCUUUGUUUUUUAGGGUGAUUUGGAAAUGUGGUAUGAUUGUUAUAGGGAAAGAGGGUUUGGAGGGGGAGGAUGGUGUCAUUGUUGUUAUUAUUGAUGGAAUAUAUUGAUGUUUAUGAUCAAAUCAUAUUUGAACAUGAUCUCUGUAAAAGAUUCAUUUCAUUGCUUAA